AAGUCUUACGUCUGAUUUUGGUGCUUCCCAAACAUUUGCUUUCUAGUCUUAAAAAGUGGUUUUCCUCCUAUCUUAGAUAAAAUUUCUCUGUUCUCGACUGAUUUGAUUUCGGUGCAGUGCACCAAAAUCAUCGACACCUACGCAGAUUAGUCAAAUGUGAACGCUCGGAGAGAAGCCAGCUCAGUUCACCUUCACUUAAAAUACUCCAGAAACUACAGCGCAAUGGCCGAAAACAUGGUUGAGGAGGCCAUCGCACGACUGGACAGAAUGACGAACGACGUCCGACCCGUGCUGACCAUGGUAAACCAGGCACUCGAGGUCAUCGUCGUGGUCACGGAGAACCUCGUUCAGCAGGGCUACAUCGGGGUCGAGAGCGGACUAGGGAGGCUGCUGACCUUUUUGACAGACUCGAAAAUUCUCUUCGAGUUCGGAGCCACCGUGGAACAACUCAUUCUCGUUUUGCGUUUGUUCCUCGAGGGAGUCCGGCAGGCCAUCAAGUUGUACCACAUGUUCACGGAGUCCGAGCUGGGCAAGGCCAUCAUCAAGUUUUUCAAGGAAUUGAUGUCUUCCCAGCUUCCGAGAUACGCUGCCAUCGGUAUCUGAACUUCAAUUUAUUCACGGGACUCUCUACUUCACAUAAAAAUCUGGUUGUUUGGACUUAUUACUCAGACUUUUUAUAUUUUGCCUAGUGUGAGAUCAGCAUUAAUUUAUUUUUAGAUUAAUUAACUACAAAGAAAAAUUUUCUUAGCUAUGUUACAAAGAAAUUUCGAUAUCAUUUUCAACAUUCCAUAUUGGAAGAAAAUUCUAAAUUAAAUGUUAAUCUGUUUCACUAAAUAGAUUUUUUAUAUUUAUUAAUUUUCUUAACUACCUUUCACGUUGAAGGACAAGUUGCAGCUAUUUUACAAAAUUUGAUGUUUUUUUUCCAUCAAAAUGACAGUGAUCACAAAAAUGAGAAACUCUUUUCAAUAAUUUAAUUCAAGAUUUUUGUUAAAAAAAAAGGAGCAGACUACUUUACUAUUGACUAAUUAUAAAGAUCAUAUAGAUUUUUAAAUAAGCAUCACAGGUAUUUAUUUUUUUUAUUUUCUUGGUAGAAUUUCUUCAAGGAAUUUAUUUAAAUUAUACAGAUCAUUAUUAUGACAAUGCCUUGCAUAACAAAACACAAAUCAAAUGUGUAAUUGUUGAUAAUAAAAAUUAUUUAGAAAAUAACAAUAAA
Neocloeon triangulifer is the source of this 1213-nucleotide messenger RNA. RefSeq lists its product as uncharacterized. Lineage: Eukaryota; Metazoa; Arthropoda; Insecta; Ephemeroptera; Baetidae. The record is from RefSeq and is a predicted model, not a curated record. The transcript has 2 exons. Bases 223 to 603 code for a protein of 126 amino acids.